This is a messenger RNA of Cuscuta epithymum, 2675 nucleotides long. The record is from the annotation of a GenBank genome assembly. Lineage: Eukaryota; Viridiplantae; Streptophyta; Magnoliopsida; Solanales; Convolvulaceae.
GGUAAAAAAGAAACCUUUAAGAACUGAUACGAAAUAUGCCGAACAAACUACUCCUUAUGAUAGAAGUCAUAGAACAGCGUGGAAGGCGGGGUUAGCAAGCCGGUAAUGUAAAGGUAGCAGCCGCUGCGCAAUUAUGAAUUAAACAAAUGUGUUUUUGAGAUCUUCAUUUUUAUGCAACGAAAGAGAUUAAUAGGGAGCUAAUGCCAAAUUAACAACUACCUACAUAAUGAAAGAAAACAAUAAAUCAUAUUUCACCUUCCAGCCUUCCACCAGUUUACCAAGUCGAGAGCUCCGAGAGUUAAAGACCCAAUUUUAACCCCCACCUCCCCAGCUAGGGUUUUUAGCACACUGCAAUUCUUCUUUGUGUGCACUUUUCAAGCUUCAUCCACCAGUAGAGCUCAAGGAAUGCCAUGGCAAACAAAGCAACCCCGGGUGAGAGCAGAACAAGGACAUCCGUGUCAAUUUUGAUAGUAUCCGGUCUCUGUUGUUUCUUCUAUCUAUUGGGAGUCUGGCAAAGAAGUGGGGUUGGAAAGGGAGACAGUAUAGCAUUGGAGGUGACUAAAACCAGUCAAGCUUGUAACAUCCUGCCUAGCCUCAAUUUUGAGACCCACCAUGGUAGUCUACCUGGCAACAUCCAUGUCUCCGAAUCAAAUGUGAAAGAGUUCAAGCCAUGUCAUCCUCGCUACACUGAUUACACACCCUGUCAAGAUCAAAAGCGGGCCAUGACUUACCCUAGGGACAACAUGGUCUACCGAGAAAGACACUGCCCUCCUCAAGAAAAGAAGUUGCGUUGCCUUGUCCCUGCUCCUAAAGGGUAUGUAACUCCAUUCCCGUGGCCGAAGAGUAGGGAUUAUGUCCCUUAUGCAAAUGCACCUUACAAGAGCUUGACAGUGGAGAAGGCCAUUCAGAACUGGAUUCAGUAUGAAGGGGACGUUUUCAGGUUCCCAGGAGGUGGGACCCAAUUUCCUCAAGGAGCAGAUAAGUACAUUGAUCAGAUUGCUUCGGUUAUCCCAAUUAAAGAUGGCACUGUUCGUACUGCAUUGGAUACUGGUUGUGGGGUUGCGAGUUGGGGUGCUUAUCUUUGGAAGAGAAAUGUUAUAACUAUGUCCUUUGCUCCAAGAGACUCACAUGAAGCUCAGGUUCAGUUUGCCCUUGAAAGAGGUGUGCCUGCUGUUAUAGGGGUACUUGGAACAAUCAAAAUGCCAUAUCCAUCCCGUGCAUUCGACAUGGCUCACUGUUCCCGCUGUUUAAUUCCCUGGGGCGCUGGAGGUGGAAUCCUAAUGAUGGAAGUGGAUAGAGUUCUUAGGCCCGGGGGCUAUUGGGUUCUUUCUGGCCCACCUAUCCAUUGGAAGACUAACUACAAAGCCUGGCAACGUCCAAAGAAAGAACUCCAAGAGGAGCAAAGAAAAAUUGAAGAAAUUGCUAAGCAUCUCUGUUGGGAGAAGAAAUCUGAGAAGGGUGAAAUUGCAAUCUGGCAGAAGAAAACGGAUGUUGACUCAUGUCAAGCUGCUCAAAAGAAGGCUGGAGUUGCAUUUUGUCAAUCUACAGAUCCAGAUGAUGUCUGGUAUAAGAAAAUGGAGGCAUGCAUAACUCCAUCUCCCAAGACUAAGAUUGAUGAGAGUCUCAAACGAUUCCCAGAGAGGCUUAACAGUGCCCCCCCUAGAAUUGCUAGUGGGUUGGUCACGGGAAUGUCAGUUCAGGCAUAUCUGGAAGACAACAAGAAGUGGAAAAAGCAUGUUAAUGCUUACAAAAGAGUGAACAAAAUGAUCGUCUCUGGAAGGUAUCGCAACAUUAUGGAUAUGAAUGCAGGAUUAGGAGGUUUUGCUGCCCAACUCACAUCUCCCAGGCAAUGGGUUAUGAAUGUCAUUCCAACAAUUGCUGAGAGAAAUACUUUGGGCGUUAUAUAUGAACGAGGGAUGAUUGGCAUAUACCAUGACUGGUGUGAAGCCUUCUCUACAUACCCGAGGACUUACGAUCUCCUUCAUGCUAAUGACGUUUUUAGCUUGUACAAGGAAAAGUGUGAUUUUGAAGACAUUCUGCUGGAAAUGGACAGAAUAUCAAGGCCAGAGGGUGCAGUCAUUUUCAGGGACCAAGUGGAUAUGCUGAACAAGGUGAAGAAGAUCAUACUAGGGAUGAGAUGGGAAUACAGACUAAUCGACCAUGAAGACGGCCCCCUUGUUCCUGAGAAAAUACUUGUUGCAGUCAAACGGUACUGGACUUUGAAUGACAAUAGUUCCACAUCAGCACAUUGAAAUUAUUUUGACGACUGCCUGAUGCGAUCAAUGGUGCUUAUUGCGUGCCUGAAACCAUGCCAAUGCUAUUUUAGUACAAGAAAUCAUUGACCCAUUGUAGCGGUUGAAUUGCUUUGGGAGGUCUGUAUCCUUGACAUAUGGUUUAUUUUUGCAGAAAGCCAGAAACUAUAGAUAAUAAAUGUAGCCCUGUAACAUCUUCAUGCUUCAAGAGGACGCUUGGUACAUUCUUUUAGACUGAAUAGAACCUAACUGGUGUAAUUCACUUCCAUAAAGAAUCUAACCCCCUUGGAGGAGUUACUUAAUAACGAAAAGAACAUCUGAAGAGUAGAUCGGAUACAAAUUGCAUUGCUUCGCAGGUAAGAAUGUGAAUGUAUUUUUUGUUAACUAGUUUUGCAGCGAGGCAUUGCCCCUGGUGCAACUCCU